This is a messenger RNA of Didymodactylos carnosus, 990 nucleotides long. NCBI's taxonomy places the organism in Eukaryota, Metazoa, Rotifera, Eurotatoria, Philodinida, Philodinidae. The record is from the annotation of a GenBank genome assembly.
AUGUCUCUAAAGCCAAUAUGGCACGCAAUUGUUGUUCCACCCUUGGUGGAAAAAAUUCAAAAAUAUGACCAUGAACAGCAGAAUGAUAAUUGUCGUAAACAAUUCGAACGCGGUGAACAAUAUCAGCUAUUGCGGUUACUUGUCCAUCAGCCUGACCCAUUACUAUCAUCUGGAGAAUUAAAACAGAGAAAAAUGGAAAUCAAUUAUCUCAAUGCUACGAAACAAUUUGUUCGCCGUCUACUCUCGGAGUUUCUCGGAACGUUGAUGUUAGUAUUAACUCAAGCAGGAUUGAAAAUUCAAGUGAGCCAACAACGGAUUACGAGUGAAAGUAAUGCCUUAGGAAACGGUCUGAUUAUUCUAUUUCUUAUUUACAGUCUCGGCGGUCGAUCCGGUGCUCAUUUUAAUCCGGUUGUUACACUUUGUUUCUCUUUGAGAUUUGUUUUUCCAUUCGUCUGGCUUCCAUUCUACAUCCUCGCUCAAUUUCUUGGAUCAAUCUGUGCGGCGUUCUUCCUUCGACUUCUAUUUCAAACAGAGUCUGUUCUUCGUUACGGAACAAAUUCAGUUGAUCCAUCAUUUGUGUCCAUUCUGAACGGAUUGCAAUGGGAAAUAUUUCUAACAUUUUGUCUUCUGCUGGUUGUAUUACAAACAGCUCAUCGAGGAGAAAUCAUAGGAUCUCAAGCAGCAAUUGCCGUUAGCGCUGUUAUCAUAUUCAAUGUACUUAUCGGUUCGACGACAAGUUCAGCAUCGAUGAAUCCAUUUCGAACACUGGGUCCCGCAUUGAUCAAUUCAAGUUCAGAUGGCAAUCGAAGUUUGUGGAUUUUCAUUAUUGGACCACUUGUUGGUGGUGUGUUGGCAUUAAUUGUUGUUGGGCUUCUGAAUGGAUUUAGGACAAAGAAAAGAAGCGAAUUCAAAAUGGCACAAGGUGGUGAUAACGAUGACAAAAAACUUAGAAUAAAUAACUUUAAUGACAAAAGUAUUAGUUAUAUCUAA